AUGUGUCUGGCACCUCUUGCAGUACAUGCCCAUCAUAAAGGUGUGUUUCCGGGAUGCUAUCUGCCUCAAGAACAUUAUCUGAUGCGUGCUCUGUUCGUCUUCUUCCUGGUCUUCAUUCUAGCGGCGCCGUCGUCGUCAUUCUUCUUUCGCCUUCCCUUUCGCCGUCGCCAUCGUCGAGGUGUCGUCAUUAUAAGUCACCCGUACCCGGGGUACCCGUACCCAGGGUACCCGUACCGCCGCCGGCGCCGCAUCUGGGGAAGAGAUGUGGUUGACGACGACCAGGACGAGGCCGUGAAGCAAUACGAAAACAGAAACUUCAUUGCGGAACGAAACGCCGAUUUUCCUGACGCAGAUGAAUAAGGCGGAGAACACACACAGAAGUCUGUAUUCAACAGCCAUUGUUUCCGCCACAGUGAAAUAAAAUACAUAACACAGA
Molecule: messenger RNA, 436 nt
Organism: Haliotis rufescens (red abalone)
Lineage: Eukaryota; Metazoa; Mollusca; Gastropoda; Lepetellida; Haliotidae
Exons: 4
Coding region: 1-360 (119 amino acids)
Source: RefSeq, a predicted model, not a curated record